Daktulosphaira vitifoliae (grape phylloxera) is the source of this 1511-nucleotide messenger RNA. RefSeq lists its product as uncharacterized. The transcript is spliced from 2 exons. The record is from RefSeq and is a predicted model, not a curated record. Bases 132 to 659 code for a protein of 175 amino acids. NCBI's taxonomy places the organism in Eukaryota, Metazoa, Arthropoda, Insecta, Hemiptera, Phylloxeridae.
AGAAGCAAACUUUUCAUGACUAUGAAAAUGAAAAUUAUCUUUCAGUAGAUGCAAUAUUAAUUAAUGAAGAAAAAAUUGUUAAAGGUUACGUCGUCAAUAAAAACAAUGUAAAAAAAAAACUAAGAGACAUAAUGUUACUUAUUAAUAAUGAUUACACCAUAUGUUUAGCACGGAUCGUGGAUCACUUAAGGCGAAUGAUUAAUCAAUGUUUAAAGAUUAUAUUUCAUAAAAGAGAAAAUUCAUUCCAUUGUGUUAAUUUAUUAAGAACAAGUGUUGAAAAUUCUGAACAAGUUAUAACACUUUUUAUCCAUGCAAUAAUUUUCCUAAAGAGUUUAUUGAACGUCGAAACAAAACCAUUUAUUUUAAUAGAAUUACAAAUGUUUAUUACAAGGUUCAGCGAAGCAAAGUAUGAAAUCUUAUCUUCAAAGUAUGAAGAAGAAUAUGUAUAUUUACGAAAAAUUGAUACUGAGUCUUUAAUCUAUGAUGACAAAAAUUAUACGUUGUAUGAAAUACUCAAAAAUUAUAAUAUUUCUAUAGAGAAUUUUUUAGAUAACAAUGAUCAAUGUUAUCAAAGAUUUUUAAAUGAAAGAAAUACGACGAGAGAAAUGAAAAAAGCAAGUGGAACGUUUUAUCACAGUUCACUGUGUAUGACUAUUUAAGCAAGAGUUCGUUUUUUGCGCCUGACCUAUUAUUAAAUAAAGAAAAUUAUUGUAAAAGUAACAUCGUCAAUAAAAAAAAUGUUAACCAAAAAUUUAGAGAAACAAUGUUGCUUAUUAAUAAUGAGUACACCAUAAGCUUAGCAUGGAUCGUGAAUCACAUAAGAUACAUUGCUGAUAAUUGUAUUUUGAAAAAAUUGCGGUUUACUUCAGAUGAUCACACGCAUUGUGUGAGCUUAUUAUUACCAAAUAUUAAGGCUUCAAAAAAACUUAUUACACGUUUUAUUAGUGCAUUAAAUUUCCUAAUGAAUUUGUUAAAUAUCAAAACCAACCCAUUUAUUUUAAAUGAAUUAAUAAAAUUUAUUGGUUUGAUAAGCAGAGAUAAAAGUGAAAAUGACAAUGAAUAUGUAGACAAAAUUAAUAGUAAGUUCAAUGAAGAGUAUGUAGGAAAUGAUAGUAAGUUGAUCAAUAUACUUCGAUAUUAUCACAUUGAUCUAUAUUAUACUGGUGUAAGUUAUAAUGAUAACGCUCGUAUUUUAUAUAAAAAUAAUAAUAAUUUACCCGAUACCUUCGAAAUGUAUGAAUUUGUAGAAGUUAACUUAAGAAAAGGAAUUCAAAAUAAGAACAAAAAAUUGUAUACUAAUCUGGGAUUUUUUUAUGAUGAAGUAAAAAAUGAAACUUCUUAUAUUCAUGAAUGGGACAUCGAAAAGAGAAAAAAAGGCUUAUUUUGUUUUUAACUGUUAAAUUGUUAAAGUCACUGUGUCUCUAACAAACGAUUUCUAUUAUAUGUGAAUAUGUGCUUUCAUUUUUUUAAAUUUUUAAUAGAUUAAACAUUAUUAAUUUUUUUCUUUUAUC